Molecule: messenger RNA, 447 nt
Organism: Cryphonectria parasitica EP155
Lineage: Eukaryota; Fungi; Ascomycota; Sordariomycetes; Diaporthales; Cryphonectriaceae
Exons: 1
Source: RefSeq, a predicted model, not a curated record
AUGUCGGGAAUCGAGGUACUAGGGCUCAUUUCGAGCAUUAUCUCGGUGAUUGACGCCUCACUUGAAAUCUACAACGCCGUCAAGGAUGCAUCCGGGCUGCCAGCAUCCUUUCGCGACGUAGCAUCGCGGCUACCUGUUAUAAAGAUCACCAUCCGAAAAGCCAUAGACGAAUUCCACACAAACGAAUCUGACGAUUUUUACAAAGACAUGAAGCCGUCACUCGAGAUGUGCAAGGAAAAGGUCGAGGAGUUGGAGGGCAUAUUCCGCCAUGCCAUGCGUUCCAGCGAGGCGUCCCGAAUAGCGAAAUCACUCAAUGCCAUCAGAACAAUACGCAAAGCAGAGAGGGUCAUGUUGCUCAAGACAGGAAUCAUGGAGGACCUGCAAGUCUUGACAGCAAAUCAAACUAUCCGGACAGCAACGCGGGCACAGGUUCAAGAACUGUCAGAC